This is a messenger RNA of Ictidomys tridecemlineatus (thirteen-lined ground squirrel), 3941 nucleotides long. It is a transcript of the gene Gtf3c3, whose product is annotated as general transcription factor IIIC subunit 3. The record is from RefSeq and is a predicted model, not a curated record. Gene Ontology annotation, molecular function: protein binding. Gene Ontology annotation, cellular component: transcription factor TFIIIC complex. Lineage: Eukaryota; Metazoa; Chordata; Mammalia; Rodentia; Sciuridae. Gene Ontology annotation, biological process: transcription by RNA polymerase III.
AGUCGCUGCUUUCCUCUUCUUUGUUCCGGUGGUUGGGGCUGAUUAAACCGACCCUGCAGACAUGUCGGGGUUCAGCCCGGAACUCAUCGACUACCUGGAAGGGAAAAUCUCCUUUGAAGAGUUCGAAAGGCGGAGAGAAGAGAGAAAAACCCGUGAGAAGAAAAGUCUUCAGGAAAAAGGAAAAUUAUCAGCUGAAGAAAACCCAGAUGAUUCUGAAGUUCCAUCAUCAUCAGGAAUUGAAUCUACCAAAUCCCAGGACAAAGAUGCCAAUGAAGGAGAAACAUCAGAUGGAGUGAGUAAGUCAGUUCACAAGGUGUUUGCUUCCAUGCUUGGAGAGACUGAAGAUGAUGAGGAGGAAGAGGAAGAAGAGGAGGAAGAGGAGGAAACACCUGAGCAACCAACUGCAGGCGAUGUAUUUGUAUUGGAGAUGGUUCUCAAUCGUGAAACCAAGAAAAUGAUGAAAGAGAAGAGGCCUCGGAGUAAACUUCCCAGAGCUCUGAGAGGUCUCAUGGGUGAAGCCAAUAUUCGCUUUGCUCGAGGAGAACAUGAAGAGGCAAUAUUGAUGUGCAUGGAAAUCAUAAGACAAGCUCCUCUGGCUUAUGAGCCAUUCUCUACUCUUGCCAUGAUAUAUGAGGAUCAAGGUGACAUGGAGAAGUCAUUGCAAUUUGAGUUGAUUGCUGCACAUUUAAAUCCUAGUGACACUGAAGAAUGGGUUAGAUUGGCAGAAAUGUCUCUGGAACAAGACAAUAUUAAGCAGGCAAUUUUUUGCUAUACAAAAGCUCUUAAAUAUGAACCUACUAAUGUCCGUUAUCUCUGGGAGAGAUCAAGCCUUUAUGAACAGAUGGGUGAUCAUAAAAUGGCUAUGGAUGGCUAUAGGCGUAUUUUAAACCUUUUGUCUCCAUCUGAUGGAGAACGUUUUAUGCAAUUGGCUAGAGAUAUGGCAAAGAGUUACUAUGAAGCCAAUGAUGGUACUUCAGCUAUUAAUAUAAUUGAAGAAGCUUUCUCAAAACACCAGGGCCUAGUCUCCAUGGAAGAUGUUAACAUAGCAGCUGAACUGUAUAUUUCUAACAAGCAGUAUGACAAAGCCUUGGAGGUAAUCACGGAUUUUUCUGGAAUUGUGCUAGAAAAGAAAACAGAAGAAGGCACUUCAGAAGAAAAUAAAGCUGGUGAGAAUGUUACCUGCACUAUACCUGAUGGUGUGCCAAUAGAUAUCAUGGUGAAGUUGAUGGUCUGCCUUGUACAUCUCAACAUCCUUGAACCGCUUAAUCCUCUCUUGACAACGCUAGUGGAACAGAAUCCUGAAGAUAUGGGAGACCUAUAUCUAGAUGUUGCUGAAGCUUUUCUGGAUGUUGGUGAAUAUCAUUCUGCGCUUCCCCUCCUCAGUGCAUUAGUUUGCUCUGAAAGAUACAACCUUGCAGUAGUUUGGCUUCGGCAUGCAGAAUGUUUAAAGGCCUUAGGCUAUAUGGAGCGUGCUGCUGAAAGCUAUGGCAAAGUGGUUGAUCUGGCCCCCCUCCAUUUGGAUGCAAGGAUUUCACUUUCCACCCUUCAGCAGCAGCUGGGCCGACCUGAGAAAGCUCUGGAAGCUCUGGAACCAAUGUAUGAUCCUGAUACUUUAGCUCAGGAUGCAAAUGCUGCACAGCAGGAACUGAAGUUAUUGCUUCAUCGUUCUACACUGUUGUUUUCACAAGGCAAAAUGUAUGGUUAUGUGGAUACUUUACUAACCAUGCUAGCCAUGCUUUUAAAGGUAGCUAUGAACAGAGCCCAAGUCUGUCUGAUAUCUAGUUCCAAAUCUGGAGAGAGGCAUCUCUACCUUAUUAAAGUAUCAAGAGACAAAAUAUCAGAUAACAAUGAUCAAGAGACAGCAAAUUGUGAUACAAAAGCAAUAUUUGCUGUACUCACAAGUGUCUUGCCAAAAGAUGACUGGUGGAACCUUCUGUUGAAGGCCAUAUAUUCUUUAUGUGAUCUAUCCCGAUUUCAAGAGGCUGAGUUACUUGUAGAUUCUUCAUUGGAAUAUUAUUCAUUUUAUGAUGACAGGCAAAAACGCAAAGAACUGGAAUACUUUGGUCUGUCUGCUGCAAUUCUGGAUAAAAAUUUCAGAAAGGCAUACAACUACAUCAGGAUAAUGGUAAUGGAAAAUGUCAAUAAACCCCAGCUCUGGAAUAUUUUCAAUCAAGUUACCAUGCACUCCCAAGAUGUAAGACAUCAUCGCUUCUGUCUCCGUCUAAUGCUGAAAAACCCAGAUAAUCAUGCACUGUGUGUUUUAAAUGGACACAAUGCAUUUGUAUCUGGAAGUUUUAAGCAUGCACUUGGGCAAUAUGUGCAAGCCUUUCGCACUUAUCCAAAUGAACCUCUUUAUAACCUCUGUAUAGGCCUAACCUUUAUUCACAUGGCAUCUCAGAAGUAUGUGUUAAAGAGACAUGCUCUUAUUGUGCAGGGCUUCUCCUUCCUUAAUCGAUACCUUGGUUUACGUGGACCUUGCCAGGAAUCAUUCUACAAUUUGGGCCGUGGCCUUCAUCAACUGGGUCUAGUUCAUCUUGCAAUUCACUAUUAUCAGAAGGCCUUGGAGCUCCCUCCAUUUGUAGUAGAGGGUAUAGAAGUGGACCAGUUAGACUUACGAAGAGAUAUUGCCUACAACUUAGCUCUCAUUUAUCAGAGCAGCGGGAACAUUGGAAUGGCUCAAAAGCUUUUAUAUACCUAUUGUUCUAUAUGAAGCAUAUCAACUGCAGAAGAAGCACUGGACAACUGCUGUGUGUGAACCAAUCUCUUUUGUCUCAGGGCUUAUUAUCAGCUCCAAGAUGGGAAUACUUGGCAUCAUCUAGCAGUAUUUCAUUUUUUACAUAUGGUUCCUGUAGUACUACCAUCACUCCAGUUACCUUAAAAACUGCAGCUUUUGAGUUUGUGUGUAGCUCAGUGGGAGAGUGCUUACCUGGCAUUCGUAAGCCUCUGGGUUUAAUCCCCAGGACCAUAAAACGUUGCAGCUUUUAUGUAUAUAUAUGUGAAAAUUAUCAUUCUUGUAAAACUGUCCCCAGUAUUGGAAUGGAUAGUAUUCAUUUCUGAGCCAGCUUAGAGUUGAAUAUAUUACUUUACAUUUAAUCAUCUAUGCCCUCAGUACUGUAUAUUAUAUACUUAUGUAAGACAGAUGUGGUCUUGUCCUUGUAGCACUUACAGAGUACAUUACUGAUAAUUACCACUCUGUACAAUCUUUAUUUACUUGAAAGUAAAUAAAGUUUGCUUUGUUUCUACAUACACCAUUAUUGUCAUUUCUUAAAACUGUUACUAUAUGAGGCAGUGUUUCAAAUACAUGGAAAAGGAAGUUGCUUAUUAAAGUAAAUACAAAUUGGGACUGUUAUGUUAGAACAGUUACUUAAAUCAGUGUCUAACAAAAUUAUUUAAAAUGAUUAUGUGGUGAGAAGACAGAUAAUUGAUUUGACUUUUUGUGUUUAACCUCCAUAUAUCUUAGCUUUGUAGACUGGAAAGAUGGGCUUAAUUCAAAAUAUACUGCUUUAAGGCAAAGUGCAUCAUCUAUGUGUAUGUGUGGCUUCCCCAGAAAAGGGCCAUGUUCAGUAACAACAGAUAUUGUGUCAGUAGGAAUGUAGGAAAAACUGGAAAAGUUGUAUAUAUGAAAUAAAAUAUUAUUGAUGGAAAAAAAAGAUUAAAACCUUUUACUCCAAACAUUGUUAUUGAAUCUAAAGAUACUUGCUAUACUAUUGAUAUAAGAAUUUUUAGGGGAAAAUAAAUGCCAUAGUAAAUGUGCAUAAGAUUGUAGGCUGCAGUCCAGAUGGGGGAAGGAAAAACUUAUGAGAUUUAGAGUCAGAGAAAUACAAUGAACUUUUUAGGAAUUUAUAUAAACUUUCUAGUUGAGAAACUGAAUUUGUAUUUAAUAAGUAAAUACAUCACACACCCUGUAUAUAAGUUAAAUAAAUUCUAUUUUUGUAAUUCGA